Molecule: messenger RNA, 264 nt
Organism: Nipponia nippon (crested ibis)
Lineage: Eukaryota; Metazoa; Chordata; Aves; Pelecaniformes; Threskiornithidae
Source: RefSeq, a predicted model, not a curated record
AUCCGGCGGGAGCUGGCGGAGCUGCAGACCAAGCUGGCGCCCUACGCCGACGAGGUGCACCAGCAGAUCGGCACCAACAUCCGCCAGCUGCAAGCCAAGAUGAGCCCCUACGCCGAGGAGCUGCGCUCCCAGGUGGACCGCGGGGCUGGGGAGCUGCGGCGGGCGCUGGAGCCCUACGCCAGCGAGCUGCGGGACCGGCUGCAGGACAACGCCGAGAGCGUCCAGGCCUCCCUCAGCCCCUACGCCGAGCAGCUGCAGCAGCAG